AUGCCGGCCGCUGGACACCCGGGAGACGUAGACAACGACGCGGAGACCGCCGAACAUCUACGAGAAUCCGGUCCCAGCGGCACUCCGGCUCAUUCGGAACAGAAUGCGCCACCACUUUACCACCAGCUCAAUCACGACUGCGAAGGGGCGCGAUGCCUUUGUCAGAGAUACGAGAACGGCGAACUGGCGGCCGUCGUACUGAACCAAAACAGAAAUCUCAACCCUCCGAACCCGGAACGCGAAAGGGAAAGGGAAAGGGAAAGGGAGGCCGAUAAUUACCAGAAUAUAGGACGCGGUCAUCGUCUCUACGCGGGUCGACCCGCGAACCAGAAUCUCCAAAAUCAUCCGAACCUGAAUCCGAACUACCAAAACCCGGUGGACUUUCUUCAAAAUGAUCAGUACGCCGCAGCGAGAAGGGCUGGGGGGAUAUUGGACCGCGACCGUCGCCACCACGAGCCCGAAGAGAAUAUUUACGAGCGUCUCGACGAAAUCGGUAGGGAAUACGGACCGGAGUCGCCGGAUCGUCACACUUACGAGAGGAUCGACGACCGCGCUUGGUAUCGAAGAGCGAGAUACCGCGCCGGACUCCAACACGCGUCCGGACCAAGCGGCGGCGGAGGUGAUUUCGAAGGUGGCAAUCGCAACGUCGGCCACUACGAGUCACCGCGAAACGUCUACGUGGAAUCGCGACGCAUCACGAGCCCCUCGUGCCUCAGCAGAUUGGGGAGAAAUUGUUUCUCCACGGAGAAUAUAGCGUCCGCUUCGAACAGGCGGUACGUCUAUCAGCUGGGACAUAAUUGCACCUGUCAAUUUUGCCGACAUCUGGACGCCAGGACGAUUUGUCAGUAUUGUCACAACUUCCACGACAGACUACGGUUGCAGGACGCGACCGGUAAUCUGGCUACCCUGGGUAAUUCCAGACACUACAUCUAUCAACUCUCCAGGAGUUGUAGAUGCGCGUUCUGCAGGGACGAUUCCGUUUACGCCCGAUUCCCCGUUAAUUCUCGUCUCUCCGAUUCUUUCCGCAGAGAGUGCCAAUGCAGAAACCCCGGCAGCUGUACUUGUAGAAGUAGAUAUCUGUCCUAUUCGAAUCCGGCUAUUUAUAUAGGAAGGAUCGACCGCGCGAGUCACAAUAAUCACGCGGUGAACAAUCCGAUCUACGCUCAUCCAGCGGCGACUUACGCUAAUCGCUCGGAGCGACAAAACGCCGCUUCCGAAUCGAACCCCUCGACGUCAUCGAACGCGACCCCCCCGGGAAUCGGCGAACCGUCCACCAGUUCGGGUCGUACCAGUGCGAAUCCCUUGGGCAAUUAUUCGGCGUCGGGUGUCACCGUUUGUCCGGUCAAUCGAACGAUAGAUCGUCAACACGUCUGCGACGACUCGUGCAUCCGUAACCAGAACGUUAACGGCGUUUAUCAAUUUCUCGGGAGAUGCGAGAGAGCGGAAUGCCACCACGGCAGAAUUUCCAUUCAUUGGGUAUUCGUUAACAAGUGGCUUCCUACCUGGGGAGCACAGGACUCGGUACCCGAAGCUGACUCCAACCCAGAAAUGUCACCCGAGGAGGAAGAACCCCGGGAUAAUCCGGAGAACGGAGGGGAGGAGUCUUAAUACCGGGUCGUAUUUGAUUCAAAUUGUAAUUAUACCUGAUUCCUGAUUCCCGAUACUAUUCUUGUUGAAAAAUUAGCGAAACUUAGAAAAUCACCUAUUCAUUUCAUCUCGAUCAUCCGAUUGUUUUUAUCGUUGACUAGGCUUAUCCGUCUGAUUGAGCGGAAUCGAAUAGGUGGACGAUAUACUUCUGUACUUCUACUUAACUAAGAGACCUUGAUACCUGUUGCACGUGUCGUAUGUACCUCCGUAAAUGUUAGGAAAAAAAUUGAUAAUAAUGAAAAAUUAGUCCUAUCUCGCAAUGUGAGAAACAUAUUAACGACGUAGUUGGAGCGAAAAUUGAAAAAGCUUCGAAAUUGAAAAUAAUAAACAUAAACAUAGACUAAGAGAAGAUGAUAAAAUUAAGAAGAGUUGUGAUAAGAAUUUUAUUGUCGCGGUAGAAUUGACGAACUUUUAAAUCCUGUUGCGUGUCUAUUUUCUCUAAUUGUUGACUAAGUGAUUGUUAAAUAUUGAAAUUCCUCGAUUUCAAUCAUUCGUACACACGUUCGUGAAUCAUUCCAACUUGAAUCGGUAGUGGAAUGUUGAUUUCGUUGCUUGUAGAUAAAUCCACCCGAGAAUUCGGCAGCAUAAAAAUAAUCUUGCGGGUCAAGUUUCAUAAUUGAGAAAACAUCCGGACAUGAUUGAAACUGAAUUUUCGGAAUUCUCCGUAAAAUGGAUUCUGAACCCGAACAUAUCUUUCCUGCAGGUAUUAAACGGUUGUGUGUCAUUUCAAUCCACGUUGAAUAUAGGUUUCUAUUCCUUCUUUCUGCCUUUUUUUCUAAUUCUGUAGCUGUAUGAAAAUUAAUCAGUCAGUAUUAGAUUUAGGUAUAGUGUAUAUGUUACACGGUGGAAGAUCGAAAUUGAAGAAUGUUAACAUCAGCCAAUUUAUUCACCAGCAAAUGUUGACAUUUGUCAGAAAUCGGUCUUUCGCUGGACCCACAUGAAAUGCACCUUGGGAAAGAAAUAAAAGAGAAAAAAAAAUGUAUGUAUACUUAUGUAUACAAAUGUAUGAUAUGCAGCUUCAUAUAUUACGGCGACGUUGAUACAUGUUUACUUCAGUAGGAUAUGUAUACUGUACUUAAUUAAACGCUGUACGCUAACGAUAAGAGGAGAAAAGAUCUCGUAGAGAAAACCAAAGUAGAAUAGCCGCGAACACACAAAAACCAGUAAAAUGAAAAUAAAUUAUCCGAAUGAUGCGUAUAUAUGUAACAAUGAUAUAGGGUGUAUAAAAUAUGAUAAGCCAAAGUAACUCGGCCUAAAUCAUUGACAGUAUGGUAAAAUUAUUAAUUAGAAAAAAACGACAAAAAUUGACGAAAAUCGAUGUAAAAAUUUCUCGUCGACACUCAGAUCUAAUCUAUUAAACAAUACUUGUAUAUUUAUUUUUUGUAACUGAAUAUAUAAAUUGUACGUCGCUCGAAGUACGCAUAUAAAUGAAUAAAGUGCUCUCUUUGAUAACGA
Athalia rosae (coleseed sawfly) is the source of this 3102-nucleotide messenger RNA. RefSeq lists its product as uncharacterized. The record is from RefSeq and is a predicted model, not a curated record. Bases 1 to 1608 code for a protein of 535 amino acids. Lineage: Eukaryota; Metazoa; Arthropoda; Insecta; Hymenoptera; Athaliidae. The transcript has a single exon.